CUGAAAAAGAUCUCAAAACAAACGAAAAUUCCAGUAUUCCCGACCCCAUACACAUACCUAGGGGUCAGGCUGAAAAACACGUAAUAUAGGUGAAAUAGAUGUAUUUUGUGAAUUUACUUCCAAAAUUUCAAACAGAAAUAUUCACCACUUUGCUCAAAAAUUUUAGAUUUUCACAAAAAAUCCUGACAUUUUAAAGUGGUAGCCAUCUCAGAAAUUGUUUUUUUUGCUAUAAACAAUUACCAAAACACAUCUUUCCACCAAAUAUGAAAAAAAUCCAUCCACUAGUACUUGAGUUGUUCAAUGGAUGGACUGGGGGCUCACUAUAUUCCUACCAAACCUUGUUUGUUGGAAUUAAGUUAACUGUCCCAACACUACUGUCAUAUGGUUGGUUUAGACUGUUGAAGCUGACACAGGAGGGGAGUAGGAAGACUGUUGUAUUCAUAGUCAAUGUUCAGAAAUUUCUAGACAGCAACAGAAGUCCAGCUGAUCCCACAGGAUGCUGUUUGACCCUCUUGCUCCGAAGUCAAAGUAUGCUGUCAUCAAAACAUCCUUUCAAUAGGCCAUUCAGUUGUUG
This is a messenger RNA of Owenia fusiformis, 574 nucleotides long. NCBI's taxonomy places the organism in Eukaryota, Metazoa, Annelida, Polychaeta, Sabellida, Oweniidae. The record is from the annotation of a GenBank genome assembly.